GAAGAAGAAGGCGAAGAAGACGAAGAAGAAGACGAAGAAGAAGGCGAAGAAGACGAAGAAGAAGAACCAUCAUCAUCAUCACCACCACCAUCUUCCAAUAAUGGCAUCGAACGGUAACAACAUGGCUUCCAAAGCUGGUAGCAGUGGCGGCGGAAAACAGUCCAACCCCUCCGCCGAACAGGUGGUGGCGACAUUUCAGAGGAUGCGUCAGGAGCAGCGAAAUAUGGCCUCGAAAGCAGCCGAGUUAGAGAUGGAAUCCAAUGAACACAGCCUCGUGAUCGACACCCUGAAGGACGUGGACCCGUCCCGGAAAUGCUUCCGUCUCGUCGGCGGCGUGUUGGUGGAGAGGACGGUGAAAGAAGUUCUGCCGGCAUUGCAGACUAACAAGGAGCAGAUCUCCAAAAUCCUGGAGUCCAUCAGCACCAAGAUGCAGGAGAAGGGGCGCGAACUCACGGAGUACAGAGAACGCUACAACAUUCGCCUGGUGGGCGAGGGCGAGGCGCAAGGCCAGUCGACGGAAUCCUCCAAGGAUAGCGAAGGGGGCGGCUCUAAAAGCGGCGCGGGUGUUUUGGUUUCAUAGUUCUUUUUUCAAUGGCGCGGCUCUGUGGUAUCUUGCAUGUUGAAAACAAAAUCGAGAUCUCAAGAUUUUGGACUGACGGCUUCAGGAUGCGACGUGCCCUACUAAAUCCGUUUUCUGAUUUGAUGGGGCUCGAAUGUCGCUAAGUAAUGUGGCAGCGCAAUGACUUUUGUCCUCGCGAGCUGCGUUUGGAAAAGUUUGGGUUGCGCCAGCCCUCCAACGGAAUCAUCUGUAUGCAUCAUAUCACACGUUGAUUCAUAAACGGUAUACAGUUGCA
This is a messenger RNA of Phyllopteryx taeniolatus (common seadragon), 854 nucleotides long. It is a transcript of the gene pfdn2, whose product is annotated as prefoldin subunit 2. NCBI's taxonomy places the organism in Eukaryota, Metazoa, Chordata, Actinopteri, Syngnathiformes, Syngnathidae. Gene Ontology annotation, molecular function: protein folding chaperone. The coding region runs from base 101 to 580 and encodes 159 amino acids. Gene Ontology annotation, cellular component: prefoldin complex; cytoplasm. The record is from RefSeq and is a predicted model, not a curated record. Gene Ontology annotation, biological process: protein folding. The transcript is spliced from 4 exons.